Anoplopoma fimbria (sablefish) is the source of this 2105-nucleotide messenger RNA. RefSeq names its product tetratricopeptide repeat domain 33 (gene ttc33). The coding region runs from base 59 to 877 and encodes 272 amino acids. NCBI's taxonomy places the organism in Eukaryota, Metazoa, Chordata, Actinopteri, Perciformes, Anoplopomatidae. The transcript is spliced from 5 exons. Gene Ontology annotation, molecular function: protein binding. The record is from RefSeq and is a predicted model, not a curated record.
CAUCCAAUAUUGUCCUGUUUCGCACACGGGAAGCUGUAGAAGUCUGCAAGUGCACAUAAUGGCUUCAUUCGGCUGGAAGAGGAAAGCUGGUGAGAAGGUUUUGAAGGCAGUGGUGCAGCAGUUCGAGGCCGAGGCGGAGAAGACGGAGGCUGCUGCUGGACCGAGUCAGGAGGACCAGGUGGACUGGCUGCUCGCCAUCAAACGGCGGAGAGAGAUCCUGCUGGAGGACUGUGCAGCCAAGAGCCAGAGGCUGAAGGAUGAUGGGGCAGUGCUGGCUGAGCAUGGCAGGCACUGGGAGGCCAUUAAGAAGUUGGACGAGGCCAUCCAGCUGACUCCAGACAACGCACUACUGUAUGAGAUGAAGUCUCAGAUACUGACCAUUUUACAGGAAGUCUUUCCCGCGGUGAAGGCAGCGGAGAUGGCGGUGAAGUUCCGCCCCCUUUGGUGGGAGGGCUGGCAGACUCUGGGCCGUGCCCAGCUCAACCUGGGAGAGGUGGACCUGGCGGUGAGGUCCUUCCAGGUUGCGAUCCACCUGUGCCCAUCCGAGCGCACCCUGUGGCAGGAAGACCUGGAGUGGGCCUGGAGGUUACAGAAGCAGCAUUUGGCGACCAAGGAGAAGACUCGGCAAGAGGAGGAGGCCAAAGAACAGAUCCUGAAUGCCCCUGAGCUUCAGCAGGACUACGACUUUGAGUCCGAUGAAGUGCUCGCCGCCUGCGUGGCGGUCGCAGAGAGACAGACGCGCUACGAGGAGCUGAAGAGGACCGCCGUGGUCAUAGACGCUGAGGGGAAUAUAAAAAAUGUACUCGCUGGGGAGGAAGGAUCAGAGGAUGCAGUGACGCCAUCACAAGAACAGUUUGUCAAAGUAAGAGGACUUUGAAGUGGUUUCAGGAUGAGUUGAUUGUCCUCUUUACAUUUUUUUCCAGACUGAAUGGUGUGAUUUCUGAACCCACAGUGAGUGAGUGUGUGUGUGAACUUAUAGCAAGAGGAAACCUUUACCGAAGCAAACAUGAGAACUGACUAAUUCUGGUGAAGGUUUAAAUCGAUGGAAUAAAAAGACAGUUGAGUUGUUUUACAUUUUCCAUCCCUUUAAUGUUAAUUGUGUAAAACGUGAAUGUAAAGUUUUUACAUGUUUUGAAACUCUAACUUUAGCAUCUCCUAGUUCUGUGUUUCACCUGAUGGCACAAUAACAUUUUUAGCUAGUAGCUAAUGUACUCAUUAACAUUAGAAAACUAGACUUCCACUUGAUAGAGUCCAUAGGUUUGAGUUAAAAUAAAAACUGGAUUUCAAACAGUGCACUUUUCAUUUGGGAUUAUGCAUAAAAUUACAAUAAAAAAAAAAGGAAAACAUAAGCUCGAAACACACAUUAUACUAUAGACUAAGCAGUGAAACAUGUUGAUGAGGAAACACAAUCAAAGAUUUGUGUUAAUGCCGUUUGCUUCUAUAGCUCAUACCAUUGAUUUAUCUUUCAGAAUGUAUUAUCCCCCAUGAUUAAAUCACAUGACUGUGAUGAUUAAACAGAAUCAAAUAGUUCCCAGUCUUAACUAGAAAAUCCAGAUCAUGGACUCAUCCACCCUGAUUAGAUGAAUGUUAAUGACCUGUGAGGUUUCAAUGUGUGUGUUUUGUGAAACUUGUUUUUCCUGAUAAAGAGCGUGCAUGCUCAGCAAAUUGUCAAUGAGUGAAUAAACAUGAAUCAAAAUAUGUAUUAGUUCCCUGUUUGUUCCCUGUUUGUUUUCUUUGGGGACAUUUUGAGUCCACUGGAUAUCUUCUACUUUUAUGGUUUCUGGGUUAUGAGUUGCAAGAUUUUGACCAACUUGUUCCAAAGUUGAACCAAAUGUUACAAUUAUAAUGAUUAGUGUGUGAGAAAGUAACCAGUCUAUGGUUGCGCUUGAAUAGUUUUUUAUCUAAGUGGCUGCCGUGAUAAGAGCGGGUAGAAUUCUCUAAAUGCUAAGGAAAGGUGCUUUUCUUACCUUCUUUGGUAUAGGGCAUGUUGGACCACCAUCGAGCAGCAAUAUUUAAAGUGAAUCACCAUUCAGCCGUUUAUAACAUCUGCCGUUGCUGUUUAUUAUUACACUGGAUAAAUUAAGAACAUUCUCCUUGGGACGUAC